UCAGUUUUUGAUGUUUGACUCCCACCUGGCAAUUGAGUAGUUUUGAUUACAUCUUGAAACCACACAACAUUUGGUGGGCAAAUUUUUAUUUUAAAUAAUAAUUCAAUUAACUUAAAAAUGAAAGCGGUAGUGCAAAAAGUAACAGCCUCCAAAGUAACAGUUGAGGACGAGGAAGUAUGCAGUAUAAAUAAAGGACUUUGUGUUUUUGUGGGCUUUUCUAAAAACGACACCGAAAAAGAUGUGGAUUAUAUGGUAAAAAAAUUGCUGGCAUUAAAACUAUUUGAGGAUAAGGAAACUGGUAAACGAUGGCAUAAAAAUGUUAAAGAUUCAAACUUGGAGAUACUUUGUGUGAGCCAGUUCUCGCUUUAUAAUAAAUUAAAGGGUAAUUCAUUGGAAUUUCAUCAAGCAAUGCAAGGUGACGAGGCAAGAGAUCUAUAUUAUAGUUUUCUAAAAAAAUUAUCAUUAAACUAUUGUGAAGAAAAGAUCAAAGACGGCAGAUACGGUGUUGUGAGAGUUGUUCAUAUUCAAAAUGAUGGACCAGUUACAAUAACAUUGGAAUCUCCAGUCGUGUCGGACCAGUCAGCUUCCUAAUCAACCUUUUAUAGUAUAAAGGUUUAUACACGUAAAUAAAAUUAGAUAAUGUCAUUUGUAUAUGAAUUGGAAUAGUGCUCGCUCACCCCUAUUGGGCUAUCGACCGCCUUAACCUUAUGGACAAGCAAAUACAAUACAAUACAAUACCCGGCCACCUAAAGCAUUUGUUUUACUCUGAAGUUAGUUAUGAAUUGUAGGUUUAUCAUAAGCAUUAUUAACUUUUUAUUUGUUAUCUCUAUUUUAUUCAAUGAUUUAUUUAAAAAAACUUAACUUAUUUAAAUAAAAAUUAAAUAAAUUUCAA
This is a messenger RNA of Eupeodes corollae, 892 nucleotides long. RefSeq names its product D-aminoacyl-tRNA deacylase-like. The record is from RefSeq and is a predicted model, not a curated record. Lineage: Eukaryota; Metazoa; Arthropoda; Insecta; Diptera; Syrphidae. Gene Ontology annotation, biological process: tRNA metabolic process. The transcript is spliced from 4 exons. Gene Ontology annotation, cellular component: cytoplasm. Gene Ontology annotation, molecular function: D-tyrosyl-tRNA(Tyr) deacylase activity. The coding region runs from base 118 to 591 and encodes 157 amino acids.